CUUACGAGGGUUUUAGGACAGUGGCCAAUUGGCUGCAUCGAAUCGCAACGUCGAAACUACAACAUCGAUCGGCCCUUUACAGGAAGUGAGCUUACCCUGCGGAGGCUCGUUGGAGAUUAACGCAAAUCUAAGCCAGGCCGGUACCUUAAGCCUUAGUUACUUCUCCCGCCCGCUAAACAAUGAGGGUGCUAAUGGGAUUCCGUCAUCUGAAGGGAAUCUCCCUUUUAUCCAGGACUUUGGGACCGGGAUGACCGGACACCGAUUUCCACAGGAGUCGACGAUGGUCUUCGAGCUCUCACUGCUGGCGGAAAGGCCGACAAGGAUAGUCGGCGGGAUGGACGCGAAGAAGGGUCUUCACCCGUGGCAGGUCUCCAUCCACUGGGGCGACCCGACUCGGGGGUUGGAGCAGCGCCACGUGUGCGGAGGCAGCCUUUUGACGGCGGGAUGGGUGCUCACAGCCGCGCAUUGCAAGACCCUAUCCCCUCGGCAUCCCCCGGGACGGUUUCUUGUCCUCGCCGGAAAGUAUAAGCUAGGAACAACCGAGGAAACGGAGCAGAGCUGCCUCGUCACGAGGAGUUUCAUUUAUCCAGGUUACUCGGGCACAGUGGCGCCGUACGACAUCGCCCUGAUGAAACUGGAAAAACCCUUCGAGCUGAACCCCUUCGUCGCUACGGUGAGCCUUCCUUAUCCGGAGUCCAUUCCGCGGGGUAACGCGAUGCUGACUGGAUGGGGCAGCAUCGGUCGUGGCAGAGACCUAAACAAACCGACGACUUUGCAGGAGGCUGUUCUCCCCAUUCUAAACUACGAGAUUUGCAAACGUGCCCUGGACAAGGCCCUGCGUCACGAGGGUCGAAACCCUUUACAUCCCACAAACAUCUGCACCGGUCCUCUCGACGGUACAAAGUCCGCUUGUAAGGGAGACUCAGGGGGUCCUUUGGUGGUGGUCAACGCUUUUGGCCAAGCGGAGAUUGUGGGCGUCGUAUCUUGGGGACUCUUUCCUUGCGGAGGUCGAAACGCGCCUUCGGUCUACACUCGAGUGUCGGCCUACGUUCCAUGGAUUCACAAAAUUAUGCUAAACUAUUAA
This is a messenger RNA of Diprion similis, 1084 nucleotides long. RefSeq names its product venom peptide isomerase heavy chain-like. Lineage: Eukaryota; Metazoa; Arthropoda; Insecta; Hymenoptera; Diprionidae. Bases 248 to 1084 code for a protein of 278 amino acids. Gene Ontology annotation, biological process: proteolysis. Gene Ontology annotation, molecular function: serine-type endopeptidase activity. The record is from RefSeq and is a predicted model, not a curated record. The transcript has 4 exons.